AUGACAGGCCGCCCACCUCCCCGCCGCAUCCAGCGCCUCCUCGUCGCCAACCGCGGCGAAAUAGCCGCGCGAAUCCUUUCAACCGCGCGGGAACUCAAUAUCGAGACCUACGCCAGCUACACAUCCGGCGAUGAUCUCCACACGCGCAACGCGGCACAUGCCGUUCAGCUUUCUUCGCCGGCGUCGUACAUGAACAUUGCCGAGCUGAUCGGCGUGGCAAAGAAACAUGGCGUCGACGCUGUGCAUCCUGGUUAUGGCUUCCUGUCUGAGUCGCCGGAAUUUGCACGCCGGAUGUGGGAUGAGGCGGGUGUGGUAGUCAUAGGGCCUGGUUGGGAGAUCCUGGAGGCAACGGGGGAUAAGUUGAGGGCCAAGGCAUUGGCUGUAGCGUGCGAAGUUCCCGUGCUGGCUGCGCUUCAAGUACCUACAAACGACGUUGAGAAGGUCCGCACGUUUGCCGCUGAGAACGGCUAUCCGAUCAUGCUGAAAGCAGUGGAUGGAGGUGGCGGCCGCGGAAUCCGCUUGGUAAGAAAUGAGUCAGAGUUGGAACCUAUGUUCCGCCGUGCUGUUGAGGAAUCGCCAUCGAGGCAGUUGUUCGCUGAGCGGGCGGCUGUUGAAGGCUUCAGGCAUAUCGAAGUCCAGAUUGUUGGGGACGGACGGGAUGUUCGCCAUCUGUGGGAAAGAGAAUGCAGCAUUCAGCGCCGGUAUCAGAAGAUUGUCGAACAAGCACCGAGCUCCGUCGCUGACAGAGAGCUUGUUGGGAUGGUCAUUGCAGCAGCUCUCAGAAUGGCGAAGAAGAUCAACUACUUCUCGCUCGGUACCUUUGAGUUUCUGGUCAACCCCUCCACACGCGAAUUUUACUUCCUGGAAAUCAACCCGCGUAUACAGGUCGAGCAUACGGUCACUGAAUCGAUAUGCACAUCGGCCUCAGAUCUCGUCAAAGUUCAACUGCUUCUCGCACAAGGGCUACCUGCGGGUCUGCCAAGCAUGCCUCAGUCACCAGAAACGCAGCCAACUCAGUCGUCACUUCAGUUGCGUCUCACAGCUGAGAACGUUCAAGGAGACUGGUUCUUGAGUAUUGGCAAGGUCACCUCGUUCCAGCUACCAGUCGGCAACGGCAUUCGUGUGGACACCCAUCUCGUCAACGCCCACCCAGCAGUCGUAAGCGCGGACUUCGACAGCCUGAUCGCGAAGAUCGUCAUCACAGCGCCGGCAUGGGAUGACGUUAUUCGCAAAGCCAGACGUGCGCUCGAUGACACCUCAGUUUCUGGAGUGAAAACAAACAUCGACGUCCUGCGUGCCAUCGUCGCUCAUCCAGACUUUGCCAAGGGCGGAUGCGAUACCCGCUGGCUGGAAGCCAACCAUGUCUCUCUGCUAAAGUCUGGCGAGGCAAUAUCAGCUGCCCUACGCAAAUCCGUCAAUCUCUCCUCGUCGCCAUUAACGUCUACUACCUCACCAGCUGCACUGUCCCAAACCGCGCCACUUCUCCGCCCCGGCGACGCAUGGUCGGUCACCCUCUCCGCACCGUCCGCACAAGGCCCGGUGCAGUCUCAUCUUGAGCUCAAACGAGUACUGCGCAACAACUUCCCCGCUUCGCUGUCGGCAGAAGUCGCGUACACCUCCUCUUCCGGCAAGCCUCAGCCGUAUAAACUCGAACUCUCCUCAACCUCCGCCUCCUCAUCAGCUCUGACGUCUGGACAUCGCCGAGGCUCGCCCAACAACCCUUCUCACAUCAUCAUCCCCUUCUCCGGUAAGCUGGUCGAAGUUUGCAUAGACGAAGGGGACGUACUCAAACCCGGCGACGUGGUGGCUGUGGUGCAGCAGAUGAAGAUGGAGCUCGAGGUCCGGACUUCCCAAGGAGGCAAGGUAGGCUGGGUGUGCGAGAUUGAGGAUGGCGAGGAUGUUGCGGAGGGUGUACUGAUUGCAAUUGUGGAGGAGGCGGAAGAGCCGAGUGCUGGGAAGGCGAGGCUGUAG
Coniosporium apollinis CBS 100218 is the source of this 1971-nucleotide messenger RNA. RefSeq lists its product as uncharacterized. The transcript has 3 exons. NCBI's taxonomy places the organism in Eukaryota, Fungi, Ascomycota, Dothideomycetes. The coding region runs from base 1 to 1971 and encodes 656 amino acids. Gene Ontology annotation, molecular function: metal ion binding; ATP binding. The record is from RefSeq and is a predicted model, not a curated record.